AUGGCUGCUCGUCGUAGAGUUCGAACUCUUGAAGAUUUGAAUGAAGACUACAAUGGUGGGGGUUGCACGUUCGAACAAUUUAAUCUAACACAUCCUCCCACCUUUGAUGGAAGAGGUAAUGCGAACGCUGCGGAAGAUUGGAUACAAGACAUUGAAGAAAUAUUUGGUGUUUUGGAUUGUACCGAUCAGCAAAAAGUCAAGUUCGCAGCAUUCAAACUAUCUGGAGAAGCAAAGAGAUGGUGGAAUUCUGAGAAAGUUAUCAGGGAAGCUGAGGGGAUUGGAGUAAUUGUUUGGGCUCAAUUCAAGCAGAGUUUCUUCGAUCGAUUUUUCCCUAAGGCAGAUAGGGAUGCAAGAGCUCGAGAGUUCGCCAAUUUGGUGCAAGGGACCAUGACUGUGCGCCAAUAUGCUGCAAGGUUUGCAGAAUUAUCACGUUUUGCUGCAUACUUGAUUCCCGAUGAGGAGAAAAAGACUAGGAAGUUUGAAGAAGGUUUGAACUACAGGAUCUAUGAGCGGGUGAUGGUCUUACAGAUUCAGAAUUUUUCAGAAUUAGUGCACAAAGCGACACUAGUUGAACAGAAUCUUAAGAGGGGUGCUGAAUUGCAAGAACAGAGGAAGAGAGCUACUCCACAAGGUUUUCCUAGUUCGGAUCAAGGGCAAUGGAAAAAGAGAAAUGAGGGGAGCAGUUCGAGUCAGAGACAGAUGCAGGGAAAUCUUACACCUAACCCCUGUAAGUUCUGUAACCGCAUACACCGUGGGGAGUGCAGGAAGGAAGUGGGAUCAUGUUUCAAAUGCGGUAAAGAUGGGCAUUUCAUUAGAGAAUGUCCAUUGCUUGCGGAGAACAACAGAAGGCCAAACCCACCCCAAAACUUCAGGCCGAAUAGUCAAGGCAAUAAUCAGCGGAGGACGGUACCUGCUCGGGUGUUUGCUUUGACACCGGGAGAAGCUGAGGACAAGGAGGAUGUCAUCACAGGUAUAAUUCUCUAA
Messenger RNA from Juglans microcarpa x Juglans regia, 984 nucleotides. RefSeq lists its product as uncharacterized. NCBI's taxonomy places the organism in Eukaryota, Viridiplantae, Streptophyta, Magnoliopsida, Fagales, Juglandaceae. The transcript has a single exon. Gene Ontology annotation, molecular function: nucleic acid binding; zinc ion binding. Bases 1 to 984 code for a protein of 327 amino acids. The record is from RefSeq and is a predicted model, not a curated record.